AUGAUCUCCACCAAGGAGAAGAAAACCCCCAAGGACAGCAUGACGCUCCUGCCCUGCUUCUAUUUCGUGGAGCUGCCCAUAGUGGCAUCUUCCAUCGUGUCCCUGUACUUUCUGGAACUGACCGACCUCUUCAAGCCAGCCAAAGUGGGCUUCCAGUGCUACGACCGCACACUGUCCAUGCCCUAUGUGGAGAGCAACGAGGAGCUCAUCCCCCUGCUCAUGCUGCUCAGCUUGGCAUUCGCCGCCCCUGCUGCCUCAAUCAUGGCCGGCGAGGGCGUGCUGUACUGUCUGCAGUCCCGGCUGUGGGGCCGCAGCGGGGGCCCGGGCGGGGCUGAGGGCAGCAUCAACGCCGGCGGCUGCAACUUCAACUCCUUCCUGCGUCGCACCGUGCGGUUUGUGGGCGUCCACGUGUUUGGCCUCUGUGCCACGGCCCUGGUGACCGACGUCAUCCAGCUGGCCACCGGCUACCACGCGCCUUUCUUCCUCACCGUCUGCAAACCCAACUACACUCUGCUGGGCACGUCGUGCGAGACCAACCCCUACAUCACGCAGGACAUCUGCUCCGGCCAGGACACCCAUGCCAUCCUGUCUGCACGGAAGACCUUCCCGUCCCAGCACGCCACGCUGUCGGCCUUUGCUGCGGUCUAUGUGUCGGUGAGUCCAGCCCCUAGCCCCUGCCCGUGGCCACCGGCCCGUUGGGAGCCUGCCGCUGUCCUGACCCACCCCGUCCCGCUCUGUCCCCAGAUGUACUUCAACUCGGUCAUCUCAGACACCACCAAGCUGCUGAAACCCAUCCUAGUGUUCGCCUUUGCCAUCGCCGCAGGGGUCUGCGGCCUCACCCAGAUCACGCAGUACCGCAGCCACCCCGUGGACGUCUACGCGGGCUUCCUCAUCGGUGCCGGCAUCGCCGCCUACCUGGCCUGCCACGCAGUGGGCAACUUCCAGGUCCCGCCUGCAGAGAAACCAGUGGCGCCUGCACCCACCAAGGACGCGCUGCGGGCCCUGACCCAGCGGGGCCACGACUCGGUUUACCAGCAGAACAAGUCGGUGAGCACGGACGAGCUGGGCCCCCCAGGGCGGCUGGAGGGCGUGCCUCGGCCGGUGGCCCGUGAGAAGACGUCGCUGGGCAGCCUGAAGCGGGCCAGCGUGGAUGUGGACCUGCUGGCCCCGCGCAGUCCCAUGGGCAAGGAGCACAUGGUGACCUUCAGCAACACGCUGCCACGUGUGAGCACGCCGUCGCUGGACGAUCCCGCCCGCCGCCACAUGACCAUCCACGUCCCGCUGGACGCGUCGCGCUCCAAGCAGCUCAUCAGCGAGUGGAAGCAGAAGUCGCUGGAGGGCCGCGGCCUGGGGCUGCCCGACGAGGCCAGCCCAGGACACCUGCGGGCGCCCGCCGAGCCCAUGGCAGAGGAGGAGGAGGAGGACGAGGACGAGGACGAGGAGGAAGAGGAGGAAGAGGAGGAGGAGGGUCCCGCCCCGCCCUCGCUCUACCCCACAGUGCAGGCGCGGCCAGGGCUGGGGCCUCGGGUCAUCCUCCCACCACGGGCCGGGCCGCAGCCGCUGGUGCACAUCCCCGAGGAGGGGGUGCAGGUGGGGGCUGGCCUGUCCCCCAAAAGCAGCGCUGCGGUGCGUGCCAAGUGGCUCAUGGUGGCGGAGAAGAGCGGGGUGGCAGCGGCUGCGGCCCCCACGCAGCCCCGAGUGGCCAACCCGCCACGGUUGCUGCAGGUGAUCGCCAUGUCCAAGGCCCCGGGUGGGCCCGGCCCCAAGGCGUCCGAGACGGCCUCGUCCUCCAGUGCCAGCUCCGACUCCUCACAGUACCGGUCGCCGUCAGAUCGCGACUCGGCCAGCAUCGUCACCAUCGAUGCGCAUGCACCCCACCACCCCGUCGUCCACCUGUCUGCGGGCAACGCGCCUUGGGAGUGGAAGGCGGCAGGCGGCGGGGCCAAGGGUACAGAGGGCGAGGGCGGGUACGAGCUGGGGGACCUGGCACGCGGCUUCCGUGCUGGGGCUAAGCCGCCAGGUAUGUCCCCCGGCUCAUCCAUCAGUGAUGUGGACCAGGAGGAGUCACGGUUCACGGCUGUGGCUACCGUCAACCUGGCCACGGGUGAGGGGCUGCCCCCACUGGGCGCGGCUGAUGGGGCGCUGGGGUCAGCCAGCCGCGAGUCGACGCUGCGGCGGCAGGUCCUGGCACUGGGUGAGCGGGAGGCAGGUGAGGCGGAGGCUGAGAGCUACUACAGGAAGAUGCAGGGCCGCAGGUUCCAGGACUGA
Molecule: messenger RNA, 2268 nt
Organism: Cynocephalus volans (Philippine flying lemur)
Lineage: Eukaryota; Metazoa; Chordata; Mammalia; Dermoptera; Cynocephalidae
Gene: PLPPR3
Product: phospholipid phosphatase related 3
Exons: 6
Coding region: 1-2268 (755 amino acids)
Biological process (GO): phospholipid metabolic process; phospholipid dephosphorylation; signal transduction
Cellular component (GO): plasma membrane
Molecular function (GO): phosphatidate phosphatase activity
Source: RefSeq, a predicted model, not a curated record